GUGCAGUAACCACGCGGUCUGCGACACCCUCGUGUACACUCGUGUUACGCGGGCGCUCCGAAAACCACCCUUAACGCCACGUGUCUCGCGAUCGUCUCGCCGAUAGGAAAAAGGGUGAAUUCUCGACACGUCGAACAAACGCGUAGCGUGUUUUAUCUUUCGAUUAAAUUUUUCGUACGUUUUGAACAGAACCAAAAAAAAACAAAAAAAAAGAAAUUUCUUUUGCCCAUUUUUUCCCCCCUUUCGUAUUUCGAGUAAAACGAUUCUCUUCUAUAUUUUUUCAUCCCUCGGAUCACGAUUGAAAUAUUGAAUUCGAUGAGGUGAGUCGGGUUUGGAAAAAAACGUGAUCGUAAUUCAGAGAUUCCGGUAGGUGUGCACGCCUAGUAAGAAUGAUAAUAAUCGGGGUAACAAUAAAUAACUUAUGAUACAAGGUAACCAGCACUUGGUGUUUUAAUUACAUUCGGUUUUAAUGUAUUCUCGGGUUCCACGGUAGAGCCUACUAUGAAUAAUUAACCCGAAAGUGGUAAAUUUGAUCAGUCGUGAAAUUUGAUCGAACAUAGAACAGCCUAGCAUCACCCUCGGCGUGCACUCCGCACAAAUAUACAUAUAUAUAUAUAUACGUCAACCUUUGAACGGGUUUAUUAAAUUUUCCACUCGAAAAUUGAGCUUUUAUUAUUCAAAUAGUAAAUCGAGUUUCGUUUGAUUUAUCAUACGUUCGCGAUUAUCUCAUUGAAAGUAUAAUGUGCUCGAAAUUAAUCCUCGUCUGUUUUUAAUCACGGGAUCGCAUUGAAUUCACAAACGAAGCGACCGUGCUCGUUUCUAUCGAAAUUUGUUCGCGGAGACUAGAAAAGAAAAAAAAAAAAGAAACAUACGAAGUGAUGAAAAUAAAAAAUACUAACAAAAAUGAAAAUAAAGAACCUCCACAGUCCCGUUAAUUAUCAACCCCCGAUUUGUUAGUUGUUUUUUUUUUUUUUUGUGUUUUAUUAUUUCAUUAACAGAAACAGCGGUAGCGAACGUUAUUAAAACUUUAAAUCAACGAUAUAUACAAAAAACUGUUUCACAAAUAACGAGUAAAAUCAAAAAAAACAUAAAAUAAAACAACAAUAAUUAUUAUAAUGUUACUCAUAAUUGAAUUGAAAUUGUUUUUCCUUUUUUUAAACAAUACAGCACCGAUGGCAUAUCGAGGGUAAAAACUUUUCCGUUAAAUUGAUUACACAAAUCAUGGUUAAAAAUUAGUUUUGUAAACUGCAGUGACUGGUAAAAUCGGUGGAACUUUAAUAAUAUAAUAUACAGUUUUUCGACUCGUCGUACUCACGCUGUGAUAAAACAAAAAUCAAAAACAACAAUAUCUCAGAAUCUCAUUUCAACGGGACGCAGGAGAGACACGUGGGGAAGAUGAGGCUGCCGAGUAGAUAGAAGAACUCAAAGGUCUAGAGGCGCAACAUGCCUAGUCGACUCGCCCUAUUUCUCCUUCACGUUCUGUACGCGCCCAUUGCGACGGGGUUCGUGCCGGACUUCCUGUACCCCCUGGAGAACGUGACGAUCCCGCAGGGACGGGACGCGACCUUCACCUGUGUGGUUAAUAACCUGGGUGGAAACCGGGUGAGUUCUUCCUCCUCUGCGAGUGGCGAUCACGGUGCAGGCUCCAAGGCCCGGGUGGCCUGGAUAAAAGCGGACACGAAGGCGAUCCUCGCUAUCCACGAACACGUCAUCACCAACAACGCGAGACUGUCGGUGACUCACAACGACUACAACACCUGGACUCUCAACAUUCGCGGUGCCAGGAGGGAGGACCGCGGUGUUUACAUGUGUCAGGUCAACACGAACCCGAUGAAAAGUCAGAGCGCGUAUCUGGAGGUUGUAAUACCGCCGGACAUCGUCUACGAGGAAACUAGCGGCGAUUUAAUGGUACCGGAGGGUGGCUCGGCCAAGCUAAUAUGCAAAGCACGGGGUUACCCGAAACCAAAAAUUACGUGGAAACGAGAAGAUGAAGCUGAAAUAAUCACGAGGGCUGGUGCGUCGGGAAAGACAAGAACGCCUUCGGCCGAGGGUGAAAUUCUCACGUUGUCUAAAGUAACGAGGAGUGAAAUGGGCGCAUAUCUUUGCAUAGCCGCAAACGGAGUACCACCAUCUGUCAGCAAACGCAUUAUGCUGCACGUUCAUUUUCAUCCGAUGGUCCAAGUUCCGAAUCAGCUGGUUGGAGCCCCGCCGGGAACGGACGUGACGCUUUCUUGUCAAGUGGAAGCCUCUCCGAAGGCGAUAAACUACUGGACAAGAGAGAGCGGUGAGAUGAUAAUCAGCAAUAGUAAAUACACCAUGACGGAGACGUCGACGUCGGUAUACAGCGUCUUGAUGAGGCUCGUUAUCCGUAAUUUGCACAAACCAGAUUUAGGUGGUUACAAGUGCAUAUCCAAAAACUCCAUCGGAGAUGCGGAGAACAGCAUUCGUCUUUACGACAUGGAGCUACCGAAGCAUCCAAAAAAGCACGGAGAUCGAAGGGGUGGCCUCGACGACGGCUCGGACUUGAGUAACGAACGGGAUCACAGACUGAACCACGUCUUCCAAGGUUCCUUGAGGGAAACCGGCUCGACUAUCGAGUCGCCGACUGACGAGGAUUACGCCACGGCGGCUACCACGGGGAGGACAAAUUUUAAUCAAACCUUGGCAAUUAUUUAUGUAUUAUCGUUACUAUCCCUACGUUCGUUUCUUCGAGUCUGAAGAGACAGGGAAACGGAGAAGCAAAAAAAAAAAACAAAAAUAAAUUCACCCUCUUUCGUGGUGCGUGAGGAAAAAAGGGAAGAACACAAAAUUGCGUUCUUUUCUUUUUUCCUUCUUCGUAUCAUUCCUGGUGUAAUUAUACGUGUUCCUUUUUUACGUUUCAUUUUUUCUCCAUGUACAUAAAAAGGUACAGAAUACAUUCGACCCCUUAGCCUAACGAAUAACGAUCGCUACGAUAAUUAUUUAUUAAUAACUGUUGCUUCCGCUUAGAAAAACAAAUAUACAAUAGUCGUAAUAAUGAUAAUAAUAAUAAUAUAAGAUAAACCAACUAAUGUAAAUAACGUAAAUAAUAUAUAUUAUCGAUCAAAAAGAUUGCUUACGCGACAUGUACAUAGGGUGAUUGAACUUUUCAUUGCGCUUGUUUUUUUUUUUUUCGUCUUUCGAGAGGUGAAAAUGAACUGAAAAUCUGUAGUAGAACUAAAGAGAAAGAAAAAAAAUCAAUAUCCUAUUAAUUUCCGGUAAUUUAUUUAUACUACCGCAUAAAACUUCGAGGUUAACACGAUUUCUUUUUCUUCUUCAUUUUAUUUUUUUUUUCUUCUCCGCUUUUGCUUUUUAAUGAAACUUUCUUUACCACGCCACGACCGAAAAAGGGAAAAAGUAACGAACGAACAAAUAAAUGAAGAAGUGUACGUAUAAUAAGCGUUAAGUGUGCUCUCGUGAAUUUUAAGGUACACGUGAUAAAGUGAGGAUAAAAUUUAGCGAGUGAUACCUCGAGACCGUUAUAAACAGCUAUUAUAUGUACCUACACAGUACACAGGAUUUAACGCGGUUUACAUAACGGGAAGAAAGUUAAUUAUAUUUACAAACGACUUGGGCUAAACGUUAUCCUUAAUAUUAAACGGAUAUCAAUCGCCCGCGGGACGAUAUUCGCAGCCUUCGAAUUUUCUCCUUCGUUUUAUUCGUCCAUUUGUUUAUUUGUUUGUUUUUUUUUUCCAACGUCCGACGAUAAAAUUUUUAGAGAAUUUCUUCUCCUCUCCUUUUCGAAACGUCCCGUGCACCACAUCGCGCAUGUAAUGCGAGAUCGCAGCUGGAUGAGGAAAAAGUGAAAAGUGAAAGUGAAAGGAAAGGAAAGGAAAGGAAAAACGAGAAGCGAAGGGUAAGAGGGAAAAUAGAAAAAGAAGUAGUGAUUUUUUUUUUUUUUCUCUCUUCUCGAGGAAGAAAAGGUUGACAAUGGGCAACUGCUCACUGUUCAGCGGCUGAGGUGAAAGUGGGCAUGGGUACAGUUAGAGAUGCGGAAGAAUAUAAUGGCGACCGGACUUAUGCUAUACGUAUACCGCUUGUGUAAGGGAGGGUUCAAAAGUUCGGUAUGGUACACGGUGCUUAGUUACCCACCGCAACCUUUAACGCGGUAGGGAAAUUUUUCGAAAAGGUUCCAAUAUUCCAAGGCGCCAUGGGGUUUCUCCAGAUCCUCGUUCCUCUCACUUUCGUACACGAAUCCUAUGUACAUACGAGGGUACAAUACGUAUAUUCUUCACGUCGCGGGUUCCGAACGAAAUAAAAAAAUAAUUCCCACACGCGUUAUGUACAUACGAUUAUAAACGAAUGAGAGUUUGUUCGAAUCCACUCUUUUUUUCUUCUUUUCAUUUAUUCGUUCGUGUAAACAUAAAACAAACUUUGAUCGGGUUUUUUACCCCUCUUUUUUUUUUCCUUUUUUCUUCUCGGCAUCUCGAUCCGCGAAUGAAACGUCAAAAAAAAAAAAAAAAAAGAGAUAAAAAAAAUUGGCUCGCUUUUCGGGAUUGACCCGUAUUAUGUAUAUUAAUGUGGGUAUGAAAUUUUAGCCUUUGGCAGAUGAAAGAGAGAAAAUGAAAAAAUGAAAAAAAUUAUUUCCCUUACGUAUAUGAUAUUAUAACGGGAAGCCGAAGGUUGUGUGUACCAGCCAAAUUAAUGUUCAGUUGUUUGAAAAAGGUAACGGUCUCGUUUUAUUACACUUGAACGUAUAUGGAAUUCGAAAAAGCGAUUCAAAAUCCGCGAUUAAUGAACGGAAAUUCGAAUUUUUUUUAAACGAAACAAGAUAAGAAUAAAGAAAAAAGAAUAAGAAUCGAAUAUUAUAUAGAUACAUAUGAAUGAUGAAUCUUUGCAUAUCCCAUGACCAUAUCAGUUCUCAUUAAUGAUUAUCUAAUGGUGCCAAAGAUUGAAAAAAUAGGAGAAAUCGAAAUUUUGUGGAACAGAAUAAAGCUGGCCAUCGAAAAACGUUCCAAUAAAAUUAGAUCGAUCUUUGUCGAUAAUUGUAUAAAAUCUGUUCUUUGUUACGCACGUCACACACGAAAAAUUCUUCAAUAUCAUUUUCAGAUCCAAGAAAGUAAAAGUGUUUCAACUCUUAUUUCUUAUGACCGAAUUUCAUUCUCAAUUUGUUCGUACAAAAAUACAUAUAUAUUUACGUAUGUGGUCACGUUUACUCGAUACAUAGAAUUUUUAGUACGACCUCUUGUCAAUUGUAAAUAUACAUACAUGAAUUAUACACUACAUACAUAGGUAAUGAUAUAAAAAUGCAAUAUACACACCCAUAACACAUAAAUUAAAUGGAUUAAUCGAAUAAGAGUGAGUGAUAUUUUCUCAAUUUUAUUGCAAGCUUCAUUACAAUGACCAAAAAACUAAAAAAGAAAUGAACCUCCAGAAUGAAGAGAAACAAUUUUUUCGUUCUUCUUCCAAAUUUAUUUAUGGAAUUUUUGGAUCUCACAGUUGUCAGCUGGGUGACGACAAAAAAAAUUAAAAAAGACGAGCAAAUAAUUUGUUGUGUUUCCUUGUAGGUUGAAAAAUAUUAUUAACAUUGUUAUUAUUAUUAAUUAUCAUUAUUACAGAGGUUGGAUAAUUUAAUUACUACGAGUAAAAUACAUUAUAUAUAUAUAUACAUAUAUAUUAUAAAUAAAUUAUAUGUAUACUAUUAUAUAUGGUAAUAUAUUAUUGAAGUUACACAUGAAAAAUUGUUGAUGUAGGUGUUUAUGAUGGUUAAAAUUAUGCAUACACAUAUAAUAGGUAUUAUGUAUAAACAAUUCAGUACAUACGAUAUUAUAUGAUGCGUAUAAAAUAUAUAUGUACAAUUAUAUCAUACUUGUAUAAAAUGAUGAUAAGCUAUUGGAAAGCAAAGCAAGUAGUUGAAUAUUUUGUGCCGUAGAAAUUUGUUGAUAACCAAAUUAUAUAAUGCAUAGAUAAUUAAGAGAUAUAAAAUGAAAAACCAAGACGAGAGAGAGAAAAAAUAUUACAGUUAAGACGACUCUCCGAACUGUUACGAAAUGUUACAUAAUAUAAGACGAUCAUUUUUGUACCCUUACUUAAGAAAGAAAAAAGCAGAAAAAAAGGAGGAAGAAAGGAAAAUAAAAACCAAAACGAAACCCACCCAUCCCUGACCCACCCUAAGGAAAAGGAACCCCAAUUCGGUUUCAAGAUUGAUGACUGUCUGGCGAUCUUUGAAAUAAUUUCAACUGAAAAAUCAAAAAAUAGAGAUCCGAAAAAUGAACUAAAAAAUAAAAAGAACGAUGUAAUUUAAGUAUAAGUUCUUGUAUAAAGUUCGGAAAGUGUUUCUUGUUUAACGAAGAAACUGCUGGGCGGCCGGAGGGCUGUGAUGGUGGGGGAGAACCAGGAAACCUUUGCAAGGUCGUAGCUUUAUUAGAUAGCGUCAAGCAGCACGCGGCGGGAAAAUUAAAAGUAAACACCAGCAAACAACUCGAAACUACGUUCGUUCGUUCGUUCGUUCGUUCGUCGAUGAAAAUAUAUAAUGAUAUUAGAGAAGACGUUUUGUGGUGAAAGAAAAUUUUAAACGAUUUCUCAACGGAGGUACUUCAAAAGGCGACUUAGAUUGAAUUAGUUUGAUGAUAGAAGGAAAUAGAAACUUGCGAAAUAUAUUCACGUAACUCUUACGGCAAUUAUUCUAUCCUGGAACAUGAAAGUUUUUUCGUUGAAAUCAAAUUUUAUCCGUUGAAUUUUCAAUUCCCACAAAUGUGAAAUCAAAAUACACGAGUCACCUUAUCGAACUUGUAAGAUUCGUUGGUUAUUGCGUUCAAUUAGGAGCACAAAGGAGAUAAGGAGAACAGAAAAAAAAAACUAAAAUUAUCCGUCGCGACGAGACUCUCUCAAAUUGGAAAAUAAAUCAUAGAGUGAAUUUGAAGUUAUGUGAAUUUGAGUGAACAAUGAAUAAUGGAAAGAAAUUAAAAUAUAUACAUAAAUAUAUAUAUACAAAAAAAUGAAAUGUUGAUAAAUAAUUAAUUAAAACGGUGAUAGGGUUGCGUAUAAAGUAUAUAUGAUAAAAAUAAAGUUGAAUAACAUUUGAUAUUAUUUCAAUAUAAAUGAGUUACGAAGAUAAAUUGUGAGUGGAAUAAGUUGUAGAUCAUUCGCCACAUAUACCUAGAUACAUUAUGUUAUAUAAAUUAUUUCAAAUGAAAAGAUAUAUAAACAAAAAAAAAAAUUAAUAAACGAAAUAAAAGGAAAGAGAAAGGAAGUCAGCAAAAGUGGCACCUGGCUACAUCGUUGAAUACUAAUUAACAAAUUAAUUUAUUAAAAGGAAGAAGAGAAAUAAAAAGUAAAAAAUAGAGGAAAGGAGAGGAAAAAAAAUUCGGCGAGCCCUGUGUAUAAUAAUUAAGUAAGUAUAAUAUAAUCAUAAAUCGUCACAGCUGGAUUAUUCGAAUCAAUUAAUCCUCGCCAUCACUGUUGUAUAAUAUAAAUUUAAUAUAUAUGUAAUUAUUAUGUAAUAAAUUGAUGAAUUUUAUUUUCUUUCAAUUUUCUCAAAACAAGAACAGAGAGAACAAAAAAUAUAUUGAAUGAAAAAAGACAAAUAAAUAAUAGGAGAAGAGAGGAAAAAGAAACUAUAUUUAAAAAGAAAAGAAAAAACCAGCAACUGUUACUAAAAAUAUGUAACCCAACCUCAAUAUGCAGUCCGCGUGUAAAACAAUAAUAAUUAGAGGUUGAUUUUUUUACCGAUGAAGAAAAAGAAUUAAAAAAAAAAAAAAAUCUUUCAUAUUUUAAUAAUCAUGAAAAGAAAAGAACAAAAAAUAAUAAUAUUAAUAGCAAAUAAUAAAAUAACGCCCGAUUUGAUGUAUAAUAAUUAAAUUCAUGUAAAGUUAUGGAAAAUUGCAGAUACAUAAAGACUAGCUAGCUACCCCUGAUUAAUCAAUAGUUUAACUAUUGUUUGAAAAAAUGAAUAGAUAAAAUAAACCACUGAAAAAUAUCGGACAAUUAUCAAACUAUAAUAUAGGUAUAGUGAAAAAACGCCUAGAAAUGUUAUGACAUAGGUAAUAUAUAAAUAUGAAUAAACUAAGAAGAGACAGAAAAUAAAACGAAUGAAUAAUGGAAAAAAAAAAUCGCACACACUGUACAAUAAUCAUGCCAUUAUUAUUACAUAUAUAUAAAUAUGUAACUGUAAUAAUUAUCGUAAUUGUAUACACUGUCCCCGCAUAAUCAUAUGUUAUCGCAUAAUGUAUACAUAUUCUAUACAUAUACACACAUAUAUAUAUAUAUAUACAUACCACAUAAUUGUAACAAAAAUCGUAAUACCUAAUUGUAUCUAUAUACCCACCCGCUGAAUUUACAAGAAAAAAAAAGAAACCAAAAAAAAAAAAAAAAAAACGAACACCCCGAAAGCAGAGGAAAGAAUGGAAAGGGAAAAGAAAAUUUAUGCUCACACGAUGUACACUUAUAAAAUUUAAUAUAAUACACAGCUCAUACGAAACAUGACUAAUGAAAAGUAAAAGUAAAAGCAAACAGAUGAAUUUAAACGGAUAAGAAAACUAUAGCGAAACGAAUGAAUAUGAAUAAAAUGAUCAAUGUAAUUCUAAA
This is a messenger RNA of Athalia rosae (coleseed sawfly), 8544 nucleotides long. RefSeq names its product lachesin-like. The record is from RefSeq and is a predicted model, not a curated record. Lineage: Eukaryota; Metazoa; Arthropoda; Insecta; Hymenoptera; Athaliidae. Gene Ontology annotation, cellular component: neuron projection. The coding region runs from base 1444 to 2718 and encodes 424 amino acids. The transcript has 9 exons.